GUCACGAGACAGACCGGGCUCUGCCGCCGCCGCCGCCGCCGCCAUGCUACUCUCCUGCUUCCCGGAGCUCUACUUCAACGUGGACAGCGGCUACCUGGAGGGCCUGGUGCGCGGUUUCAAGGCCGGGGUGCUCAGCCAGGCCGACUACCUCAACCUGGUCCAGUGCGAGAGCCUGGAAGAUCUAAAGCUUCACCUCCAGAGUACGGACUAUGGGAACUUCCUGGCAAAUGAAGCCUCUCCUCUCACUGUCUCUGUCAUUGAUGACAAGCUUAAGGAGAAGAUGGUGGUGGAGUUCCGGCACAUGCGGAAUCACGCUUACGAGCCUUUGGCCAGCUUCCUGGACUUCAUCACCUACAGCUACAUGAUCGAUAAUGUCAUUCUACUGAUUACCGGGACGCUCCAUCAACGCUCCAUCGCUGAACUGGUACCCAAGUGCCACCCCUUGGGCAGCUUUGAGCAGAUGGAGGCUGUGAAUAUUGCCCAGACACCAGCUGAGCUCUACAAUGCCAUCCUGGUGGACACGCCUCUCGCCGCCUUUUUCCAGGAUUGCAUAUCUGAGCAGGACCUGGAUGAGAUGAACAUAGAGAUCAUACGAAACACUUUGUAUAAGGCUUACCUGGAGUCCUUCUACAAGUUCUGCAAGAGCCUGGGAGGCACAACAGCAGAUGCCAUGUGCCCGAUUCUGGAGUUCGAAGCGGAUCGCAGAGCCUUCAUCAUCACCAUCAAUUCUUUUGGCACCGAGCUGUCCAAGGAGGACCGCGCCAAGCUCUUCCCCCACUGUGGCAAACUCCACCCCGAGGGCCUGGCUCAGCUCGCCCGGGCAGAUGACUACGAGCACGUCAAAACAGUGGCCAAUUACUACCCGGAAUACAAGUUGCUCUUUGAAGGAGCAGGGAGCAACCCUGGUGACAAAACCCUGGAAGACCGAUUCUUUGAGCACGAGGUGAAGCUGAACAAGCUGGCCUUCCUGAACCAGUUCCAUUUUGGUGUGUUUUAUGCUUUUGUGAAACUGAAGGAGCAAGAAUGUCGCAACAUUGUGUGGAUUGCGGAGUGCAUUGCACAGCGCCACCGAGCCAAGAUUGACAACUACAUUCCCAUCUUCUGAGUGUUUCCCUUUGUCUGGCAAAGUCCGUAGAUGUCCCGGAUGGCUUCUUCAGCCCCGCCUGGGGAAGCUGGGGCAGGAGGGAACCCACACGCACCCCCCUUUCCUCUUGGACUCCUUGUGCCUGCCAGAAUCGGACAGGUUAAAUCGUGCUGUGUCUGUACCAACUCGUUGUGCUGUUGAGAAGGCAUCUUGCUGGGCGCAUCAGAAGGUUUCACAUCUGCAGCCCUCCUGGGGGCCCCAUUUGGGACGCACCGAGCGUCCAGUUCAUUUCAUGACCCCUCUUUGCAUCUGCUGCUUGUUGCCACCAUCAUCGGGCUUUUUGGCCCAGGUCAGGGCAGUCCUGAGGCCUCCUGGAAGUGGCAGCUUAGCAAGGGACCCUGUGCUUGGAGUGCUGCUAGAACGGCAUUCCCCUCCCCCUCCCUCC
This is a messenger RNA of Thamnophis sirtalis, 1529 nucleotides long. RefSeq names its product ATPase H+ transporting V0 subunit d1 (gene ATP6V0D1). Gene Ontology annotation, cellular component: proton-transporting V-type ATPase, V0 domain. Gene Ontology annotation, biological process: proton transmembrane transport. Gene Ontology annotation, molecular function: proton-transporting ATPase activity, rotational mechanism. Lineage: Eukaryota; Metazoa; Chordata; Lepidosauria; Squamata; Natricidae. The record is from RefSeq and is a predicted model, not a curated record.